Messenger RNA from Acanthopagrus latus (yellowfin seabream), 1303 nucleotides. RefSeq names its product SH3 and multiple ankyrin repeat domains protein 3-like. The record is from RefSeq and is a predicted model, not a curated record. Gene Ontology annotation, cellular component: postsynaptic density; dendritic spine; postsynaptic membrane. The transcript is spliced from 10 exons. NCBI's taxonomy places the organism in Eukaryota, Metazoa, Chordata, Actinopteri, Spariformes, Sparidae. Bases 44 to 1303 code for a protein of 419 amino acids. Gene Ontology annotation, molecular function: synaptic receptor adaptor activity; ionotropic glutamate receptor binding.
CUUCAGUGGAGAGUGAAGAAUCAGCUCGUCUUGUUCGCCGCUGAUGAACGCUGCGAUCCUGUCGCUGAAUCCGGCGGGCCUGCUGACUAUGCCCCGGAGCCCCACCUCUAGUGAGGAUGAGAUGGCCCAGAGCUUUUCCGACUACUCAGACGACUGUGCCUCCGACAGCUCCCGCGAAGAAACCAUUUACGAGACCAUAAGGGCCACGGCCGAGCCAUCGCAGAGCCGCAUGGACGACAUUCACAUAAACUCGCUGGUCGUCCGCAUCCUCAUCCCCGACCUGCAGCAGACGAAAUGCAUGCGGUUCAACCCGGACGCGACGGUGUGGGUCGCCAAGCAGCGGAUCCUGUGUACGCUCAAUCAGAGCCUCAAAGACGUUCUCAACUACGGGCUGUUCCAGCCAGCCAGCAACGGGAGGGACGGCAAGUUCCUGGAUGAAGAACGCAUCCUUCGAGAGUAUCCUCAGCCAAUCAGCAAGGGCGUCCCUGCUCUGGAGUUCCGCUACAAGAGCCGAGUGUACAGGCAGCCCAACGUGGACGAGAAGCAGAUCGCCAAACUUCACACAAAGGCCAAUCUGAGGAAGUUCAUGGACCUGAUCCAGCACAGUCAGGUGGACAAAGUGUCCAAGUUCUUGGAAAGAGGCUUCGAUCCAAACUACCACGACAGUGACACUGGUGAGAGUCCGCUGACAUUUGCUGCUCACCUGGACAAUGUGGUGGAGAUCAUCAAGGUCCUGAAGAACGGAGGAGCUCACCUGGACUUCAGAGCCAAAGACGGCAUGACUGCGCUCCACAAAGCCGCCCGGUCCAAGAACCAGGUCACGCUCACGACUCUGCUGGAGUUGGGAGCCUCCCCGGACUACAAGGACAGCCGUGGUCUGACUCCUCUGUAUCACAGCGUGGUGGUGGGAGGAGACCCGGGCUGCUGCGAGCUGCUGCUGAACCACCACGCCGUCGUCUGCUGCCAGGACGAGAACGGCUGGCAUGAAGUUCACCAGGCGUGUCGUCACGGUCAUGUGCAGCACCUGGAGCAUCUGCUGUUCUACGGAGCAGACAUGAGCGCCCAGAACGCCUCGGGGAACACGGCUCUGCACAUCUGUGCCCUCUACAACCAGGAUAACUGUGCCAGAGUGCUGCUUGUUCGUGGAGCCGACAAAGAAGUGAAGAACUACAACAGCCAGAGUCCAUUUCAGGAACGCCCCGACCACAUUCACACCUGCUGCCUCAGUCUGAUCCGUCUCCAGGGAGCGAUGGAGGCUCACGGCCUCUCAGUGGAGGUGAUGAGGGACAGUGCUGCUCUUUAA